AUUGCAUCACAUAAAAAAGCGGGUGCAGAUAAUAAUAUUAUACGACUUUAUGGAUUCACUAAAAUGAAAGUCAAUGCAUACAAUUCUGAAUUGAGUUAUGCGUUAAUAUUAGAAUUUGCAGAUAACGGUACACUAAGGAAUUAUUUACGGAAAAAUCCUGACCUCAGACUUGCUGGUUAUUUACCAUACAUGGAUCCUUAUGCCCUUAAAAAUUCUGAGCAGAAAUUACAGAUAAUAAGUGUACUCUUAUGGGAAAUAUCUAGUUUACGUCCUCCAUUUGAUGGAAAAGAUAGAAACGAUCUGUAUAUUCAGAUAUUAAAGG
Racocetra fulgida is the source of this 322-nucleotide messenger RNA. The record is from the annotation of a GenBank genome assembly. Lineage: Eukaryota; Fungi; Glomeromycota; Glomeromycetes; Diversisporales; Gigasporaceae.